CCAGUUCACAAAAAUAGGAUAUAUGCUUCUAAAUACAUAGAUAAUAAUACACUUAUGACCGCAGGAUGGGAUUAAAAUGUUCUUAUAUGGGAUAUGAGGACAAAUUCUACUUAAAAUUAUAUAUAUGGGCCUUUAAUAUGUGGAGAUGCCUUAGAUUUUAAAAAUAAUUUAGUCUUAACAGGUUCUUGGAGAGAAGAUAAGUAAUUGUAAUUAUGGGAUAUUCGAAAAACCAGUAAAUCUAUAAAUUUAUAAUGGGAAAAUUUGGGAAAUGAAUAAGAUUCUUAAAGUUUUAUUUACAGUUGUUAGUUUUCCAAAUAUGAUGAUAGUUUUAUAAUUGCAGGUUCAGCGGGUAGUAAUUAAAUCAGAUUGUUUGAUAGAAAUAGUAAUAAUAUGUGUAUAGACGCACUUACUAGUAAUAUUAAAAAAGGAGUAUUUUCGAUAGAUUGGGCAAAUAAAAAAAAUUAUGCUGUUUAUGGAGUUUCGGAUGGAACUUUAGGAUAUUUUGAAGCAAUUUGAAAGAAAAUUAUAUAAAUAUAUAGAGAAAUUGUUUAGACAAAAUAUAUUUUUUU
Molecule: messenger RNA, 569 nt
Organism: Ichthyophthirius multifiliis
Lineage: Eukaryota; Ciliophora; Oligohymenophorea; Hymenostomatida
Product: WD repeat protein
Exons: 2
Molecular function (GO): protein binding
Source: RefSeq, a predicted model, not a curated record